Molecule: messenger RNA, 3875 nt
Organism: Menidia menidia (Atlantic silverside)
Lineage: Eukaryota; Metazoa; Chordata; Actinopteri; Atheriniformes; Atherinopsidae
Source: the annotation of a GenBank genome assembly
GAAACCGCAGGCAGCCACAUUGCUCUCUUGAGUCACCCAGUACUUUCAGACACACUCUCACACUUAUCAGUCUCUCUCCUCCACACACACAUGCACACACACUCCACAGCCCGGCAGCUCGCUCAGACAGCACACUCCAGGAUGACAGUGUACUGAGACGCAGCACGGCUCUGUCAUCAGUUUGGUAAAAAAUCAACUUCAAUCAUGCCCAUUUUGAAAAAGCUCCCUGGAAGAUCCAAGAGCUGCCAAGAGUUCCCCCGGGUGAACGGAGAACUGAUCCUGCCCCGGCUGGACCUGGACCUGAGAGACUUGAAUGAUCUGAACGACCUGAAUGAGCUGAACGACCUGAAGGAUCUGAACAAGAGUCUGAACCCCUUUGAGGAUGUGGACCUGGACGAAGACGGGAGGAAUGAAGGUGAUGUGGGACUCAUCAUGGGGGAGGUCAGAGGUAACCUCCAGCUCAGGUCGCCCCGCGACGGAGAGGAGGAGGAGAACGAGGUGAAUGCGGAGAGGCACGGAGCAGGGAAUCCUAAAGGGAAGCCGCUCAGGGGGACGUUGGAGCGGAUCUGUGGAGUGUCACCGCUGAAAACCCUCGGAAAACUUGGCAAGGGGCUUCGCAUAUCAGGACGAAAUGUGUGGGGCAACAACUCCCCCCACUACAACUCCGGAGACUCAAAUACUCUCCCGGCAGAAAAGGAAAAAAGGAAAGGACUUCGCAGAAGCUCCGAGGGGAUAAUGACCCUGCUCCGCUUCACAGGUCGGCGUAAGGAGGACCGCAGAGAAAGUCUUCCUUGCGGGGAUCUGAGCGCAGUCAGCGAGGUGGAGGGAUCCAGGCGACCCUCCUUCCUCAGGAUAGUCAGCCUGGGCAAGCUCAAAAGAGAAUCCAUGUCGGAUAAGGCAUCCCAAGAGGCAGAGGAGGAAACAGAGGAAGAGGAACCAGUGGUCAAAACCAGAGAGCCGCUCUCAGUUCUGGAGAUCCUGCAGCUGGUCAACCACAGAGACCUCCUCCUGGCGGACACGCACAUGCAGGAGCUGGAGCGGGAGUGCGAGCUGCUGUCUCUGAUGCCGACGGCCACUCCUCCCUCCCUCACGCCCGCCAUGAGUCCCAGCACGCCGCCUGGUCUGAGCCCGUUCUCCUCCUGCUCUCUGGACGAGGCCCUCAGCUCCAACGCCACGCUGGACUCCGGCAGGAGGAAGGCCAAGGACGUGGAGCUCCUGUAUGAAGCCCUGCAGAAGGAGAUGUGGGACGUGGUGCGAGAGUCCCUCCGCCAGCCCAGCGCUGGCCCCAACCUCGGCCUGGUGGUGCUGGUGAUCCAGCAGGAGGAGCAUGCCGAUGCGGCCUGGGCUUUGCGGGAGGACACGAAGCCAGAGCGAGAGAUUCCACACGUGCAGCCCAGCCAGCGUCCGCGGCGGCUGAAGGCCAAGUGGAGGCAGGCGGUGGCGGAGGCUGCGGACUGGAGCCUGCCUCACCAGGUGGACACCCAGGCGGGCCAGCUGGCCUCGUACCUGGAGCGGCUCAGGUGUCGGAUGGUGGACGACCUGGACGCAGCCAGGAGGAACGCUGUCUCCAUUUACCCAGAGGAGUUCGCCGCCUUCCAGGUGUACGUGGAAAGUUACCAUCGAGCCGUGGGCAAGCGCCUUCGGACCAUCACCGGCGGGCCCCUGCAGAUCACAGACGUCUACUCGCUGCUGGACUGGUUCUACAACAUCUACAGCAGGGACGUCCUGGGAAUAAUUGGCACUACCUCUCCCAUUAACUACUCCACUCUGGACCCUAUACUGUCCCAAGAGACCGUGGACAGGCUGGAGGAGGACUGCAUCAGCAUAGUCAGGGAUAAAGUAACAACGGAGCUGAUCCAGAUUCUGGAUGAAGAGGAGAGACGAUGGGCUCAGACUCUGCACAUAGAAGAGUAUCAGUCGCAGCUAGCGCGCUCCGUGAUUCAGAGGCUGAAGGUGGAUUUGGACAGAUCCACAUCUGUGAGCCAGUUUCUGGGUGCAAGAGUGGCUCGCUGUAGUCUCAUUGGGUUGGCGAACUUCCUUUACAAUUUCCAGAGGAAGGCCGAGAUGUUUCAUGAGACUCAGGCAGAAUUUGGAGACAGAGGUGAUGGAUACGUUUCCAGGACCAUAGCUCUGGUCAACUGCUGCCCCCCUCUCAGGUCCUUUGUGGAGCGAUGCAGACUGUGUGAUCCACAGGGCAGCGAGGAGUCGGCGCAGAGAGCCAACGCCUCGCUGGACAGGAUCAUAAACCAGUCAGUGAGGGUGCUGACCGACCGACUCUUUGAGCACAUCAGGCCUUUCUUUGACAAACUCAUUAAGAGGAAAUGGCUGAACAACACGGAGGCCUUUGACUCCAUCGAAGCCGGCAUUAAACAACAUUUUAAGAAGUUUAAAAGGAUGGAUCCUCCACCGUAUCAGACGCUGGUUGGUGAGGUGCACAGGCGGGUCCUAGUGGAGUAUGUCCGAGCCAUCAUGCGAGGAAGGCUUAUUUGCACAUCCUCCAAGAUGAGGAAGAGGAUGGCCUUCCGCCUGCAAGACGAGGCCAAACAGCUGAAAGGACUUUUUAGGGAUCUGGAAUCAAACUCCUCCUGGUUGGACAGCAUCAUCUGCCACCUGGCUGACAUCAUUCUGCUGGAAGACACUCCAUCUAUCCAGAUGGAGGUGGCUGUCUUAGUGAAAGAGUUCCCAGAUAUAAGGAAGAAGCACGUCUCCACCCUGCUGAAUGUGCGCGGGAUGAUGCGGCAGGCGGAGCGACAGGAGAUCCUCAACAUCGUCAAAGACUUUGAAUGCAGCAGCGUCCUGAUGUGCCGGGACCACGCCGUCUUUUCCGACAUCCCCAUCACGUCCGAGGUGCACUGCAUCAACCUGGGCUUCCUGCGGCUGGCCAUGACCAUCUCUAACUGGUUCUCGGAGCACCGGCCCAGGCGGAACCACAGCAAAAGCGCCAGAGACGCGGCGCCUCAGCCCGCCGAGACCUCCGAAGACUCCAGUAAGCUUCACAAAGAAGACUAGGUGCCUGAACGGAGCGGUCGCAGACACACUGUGAACAUGCUGAUGUACACGCACCUUGACCCAAAAGUGAUACAACUGAUACCAAAUAUUGUUACCAGCCGCUUAGAGAAACUUGACCUCAGGUACUGCUUGUACUGCACAUGCUCACUGACGGUUUUUCCCAUCCACGCAGAUGCAUUUCGGAAAUGUGAAACAGACCAUGAAAUGCACGAUUUGUCCCAAUGCGUACAGAGAAGUGUUCAAGUGGUGUAAAAUAAUGUCACAAUAUAUCUCUUUUUAAUGUUCUUUUUUGUGCACAAUACUGCCGAAAAAUAACUGAUAGAAGAUGCAACAGAAGAAGAUACACAGCUUAUCUACCCAAUCACACUGUAUAUCCGCAAUCUUUGGUAUGUAGUGCACAUGUAUGGCUCUGUUCAAAGGUUACAGGCGUGUUUAGAUUCCAGUCCGCGACACAAUGCCAGCUUACACACAAUCUUCCCUGAGCUCAGUCCACAGCACGACACUCAGCUGGAGAACCACGAAGAACUGUGUUCAGCGUGAAAAAGAAAGACGAGUCCUGCAAGAGAUGGGCUGGCCCCCUCAGAGCCACCGUGGAUACAAAUGAGACUUCACAUAGAUGAAGGGAAAGCUCAAACCGACAGGAGGUUUUGAAGAACCGAUGUAUCGACGAGACUUGGUGCUCUUUUAAAGGAAGGAUUGAUUUAAUUUACUUUUUUUUUUAUUAUUUACUGCACCUUGCCUGAAGUUAAUUGAUGAAUAAAAACUAUUACUUGCUUUAUUACUUGCUUUCUUCUUCAGAGCACCCUCACUUUGCAUCGGUGCCUACAAAUGAGUUGAACUCUCACUGUGAAAUGGAUCCAUUGCUG